CAGGGCGCGGGCGCGACGGACGCGGAUGCGUUCGCAAUAUCCGCGCGUCGAGUCGCGGAGCCAGUCGGGCGUCGUGCCAGAGGUGCGUCCGCUGCUCUACAACCUCAGUCUGCUGACCGAGGUGGACGAGGUGAGUCUGGGCGGCAGCUUCAGCGGCGAGGUGGCCAUCCAGUUGCGCGUGUGGCGCGAGACGCGCAGCAUUGUCCUCAGCUCGAAUGGCCUGCGAGUGGGCCCCAAGGUUUGGCUGAUCCGCAAGACCACCGGCGGCCGGGUGACAGUGCGCCGGUUGUGGCAGGUCGUCCGCCUCCAGCGACUGGGCAUCGACUUCAACAGCCUGUUGUGGCUGGGCGAGGAGUACACGCUGGUCGUCCAGUUCAGCGGGCAGCUCUCCCGCAACGCCGGCUACUUCGUGGGCGGCUACAUGGAUGCCAAGCACCAUCCGCAGUGGGUGGCCGUCACCCAGCUGUCGCCCGACCUGGCCAACACCGUCUUUCCCUGCUUCGAGGACCCCAACUACCUCAGCCCCAUCAUCCUCAAUCUGGCCCACCCGAGGAACAGCCGGGUCGUGAGCAUCACGCGGGUGCGAAAGACCGCCGACCACGAGCGGGAUGACUACAUGUGGACUAGCUUCCAUAAGACCCCACCGACUUCUGUCCAGAAGCUGGCCUUCUCCGUCAAUAAGUUCACAGGUCGCAAAUCGCCGAAAAUGGCGAAGUGCCCCAGGGUGACCACCUGGCUGCGAGCGAGAAUUGUGGAUCAGGGGGACUACGCCAUUCGCAUCACGCCCCGAAUUAUCGUGUACUUUGUGGGUCUCUUUGGAAAGCCAUAUGUGUUUGAUAAAGUUGAGCAGCUGGUUCUGCCGGACACAGCCUAUCGGAGCCAUGACCAGUUGGGAUUGGUGAGUCACCCGGAGCGAGUGUUCCUCUACAGCGAACAGCACUCGACGCCGAGGGCCAAGCAGGAUGUGGCCAGUCACCUGGCCCACGAGUUUGCCCAGCACUGGUUCUCCGAUCUCGAGAAUCCCGCCCUCUACUGGCUGCACUACGGCCUGUCCAAUUACCUGGCCGGCUUCGCCGUGGACAAUGUGGAACCCAGCUGGCGACACCACGAGCUGUCCAUGCUGUGGCAGGCCUUCGACGUCCUCUUCGAGGACUCCAGGGCCAGUGCUCAGCCCGUGAGCCUGGCCCACGGCGCCCAUCCAACGGACAUCCAGGCCCACCACAAGUCGGCCCUGAUAUUCCGAAUGCUGCACUCCCUCAUUGGCACCCAGGUGUUUGUCAACGCCAUGCGCCUGUACUUGCGGCGCUCCCGGAAGGGCUUCUCCAACCAGACGCUCCUGUGGACGGCACUCCAGGAGGAGUCGGACCGGCACAUGAGCCUGCGCCAGGACGUCCAGGUGAGCCAGCUGAUGGACUCGUGGACCCUGCAGCCGGGCUAUCCGCUGAUCAGGGUGGUGCGCGACUACGCCGCCAACCAGGUGACCGUCACCCAAGAGCGGUUCCUGCGCAAUCCGGGUGGCGGCAAUGGAAGACGCCAGCAAUGUUGGUGGGUGCCGCUGACCUUCACCUCGGCGGGACGGGGAAGCUUUGCCUCGACGCUGCCCAGCGAAUGGCUGACCUGCCGGACCCACCAGACUGCCAGAGCACUGGUCCUCACCGAGGUGGCUCAGCCGGAGGAGUGGGUGGUCUUCAACCUGCGGGUCAGCACGCCCUGCCGCGUCACCUACGACGACCGCAACUGGCGGCUGAUUGGAAAGGCUCUGGCCGGUAAGAAUGCCAGCAGCAUUGACCGCUUCACCAGGGCCCAGCUGAUCGGGGACGUCCUCAGCCUGGCCGGCGCCGGCGUGGUCACCUACGACCUGGCUCUCGACUUCCUUGGACACCUGCGCCAGGAGAACGAGUUCAUCGUGUGGCAAGCGGCGGCCAGGAGUCUCGAGUGGCUCUACCGCACCCUGCGCAACACCCCCAUCUUCUCCGUUGUCAAGAGCUUUAUGAGAGGCGUGCUGCAGACCAAGUUCGAUGAGCUUUUCGAGCCGAAAACCCGUGCAGCUGCAACGGCCAAAAGCACCGAUCUGAAGGGCAUUAUCCUGACGCUUUCCUGCCAAACGGAUCUGGGAUCCUGUUCGAACAUGGCCCUCAAGGAGUUCGCUGCCGUGACCCUCGAGGCCAAUAGCAUUCCGGUGGAUCAGCGCGAGACCAUCUAUUGCACGGCCAUUCAAUUCGGAACGGAGGCCGAUUGGACCCUUCUUCGGAGGCUGUACAAGCGAUCGAAUGUCGCCGAGGAGCGGAGGAUCAUCCUGGGUGCUCUCGCCUGUAGUCGCGAGAACUGGGCUCUGGAAAAACUGCUCGGCCUGGCCUUCGGCAGUCCCUACAUGCCCAAGGAGGAUGUCUAUCUGAUCUUCAGCGCAGUGGCACAGAAUCCCUUGGGUUUCGCACUGGCCAAGAGAUAUCUAAUAGACAACAUCAAGGCAAUCAAUAAAUUUUACGAAAACAGCAUGGAUGAGCUGGCUCAGCUCAUUACGGUUUUGAUGGAUGAGAUCAGCACGGAGGAAGAGCUCGACAGUCUGCGAAGGUUCAUGAAAAGGGACCUCAAGGACCUGCCGGGCAUCGAGGCCAGCUCUCGACGUAUCCUGGAAGUGGGUCGCGACAAAAUCGCCUGGCACAAGACACAGUACGUCCAAGUGGUAUCAGCCGUCUGCAACAUUACGGGAUCCAUAGAGCCGCAAUGCAUCUUUUAAGUCAAGUUAAAUUUGCCAGCAUCUGCUACAAUUUUAUUUAGAUAAAACCUAUUACUAAAAUCUUAAAAUUAAAAAAUAAAAAUUUAAAUUAAAGAUUUUUUUUUAUUUUAUGUACAAAAAUCAAGUAGUGAUGUAGUAUUUGCUGGCUUUAAACUAUUCUGUCCAUUCUUUUAAGAAACGGUCACACUGUCCAGCCAUUUAGAUGACAUUUCAACCUGAAUACUUUUUGAAAUAAUUUAUUAAAUAAGGUAAUAAACAUAAAGUCCGCUUAAAUCUCUAAUUUUAAGUACCUACAGAAAA
Drosophila takahashii is the source of this 3037-nucleotide messenger RNA. Its product is annotated as thyrotropin-releasing hormone-degrading ectoenzyme. Gene Ontology annotation, molecular function: metallopeptidase activity; zinc ion binding. Gene Ontology annotation, cellular component: cytoplasm. Lineage: Eukaryota; Metazoa; Arthropoda; Insecta; Diptera; Drosophilidae. The record is from RefSeq and is a predicted model, not a curated record.